Bufo bufo (common toad) is the source of this 916-nucleotide messenger RNA. RefSeq names its product retinol dehydrogenase 7-like. The transcript has 5 exons. The record is from RefSeq and is a predicted model, not a curated record. Lineage: Eukaryota; Metazoa; Chordata; Amphibia; Anura; Bufonidae. Bases 97 to 780 code for a protein of 227 amino acids.
AAAGCAGUGGGCCGUGAUUUAUUGAGAGCUCUUGUAAAAACCAGUUCUGAACAUCUUCAUAACGUUUCUCCUAAGUGAUCCAGUUCUGCUACAGUCAUGUGGCUCCUUGGUUUAGCAUUGUUGAGUUUGAGCCUCCUGUACAGAUGGCACAGACAAAGUCAGAUAUUGGAGAAUCUCUCAGAUAAAUAUGUCUUCAUUACCGGAUGUGACACUGGAUUUGGAAAUGUGCUGGCCAAGCAAUUGGACAAACAUGGAAUGAAGGUUUUGGCAUCCUGCCUGACAGAGAAAGGGGCCAAGAAUCUGAAGAAGGAGACCUCUAGUAGACUGCAAACCAUAAUUCUUGAUGUCAGUGAUAGAGAGAAUGUUAGAUCUGCUACCAAGUGGGUUUCUACUAUAGUCAAAGAUAAAGGUCUUUGGGGUCUGGUGAACAAUGCAGGCAUUGGUAUUCCAGGAGGUAUUAAUGAAUGGUUGACUACAGAUGACUUCUUGAAGAUUCUGAAAGUAAAUCUGAUAGGAGUCAUUGACGUGACACUUAAUAUGUUGCCAAUGAUACGGAAAGCACAAGGUCGUGUUGUGAAUGUAGGCAGUGUGGCUGGCAGAAUAAGUAUCUGUGGUGGAGGAUACUGCAUAUCAAAGUUUGGAGUAGAAUCCUUUUCUGACAGUCUUCGGAAGGAUUCCUCCUAUGUUCAGGUCAUAGGUAUGUUGCAGAGCCAGGAAAAGGAACAUCAAUCUUCACACGAGACAGUGUCCCUCUGGGCUAUGAGUAUGUUGACAGCGUAGCAUCCUUCUGCUCCACAAAGCUGUCUCUUGCUACAGAUUGUAUGGAGCAUGCACUGACCGCAGUUCAUCCCUGGGCACGUUACUCUGCUGGAUGGGACAGUAAAUUCAUCCUGAUACCGCUCUCAUACCUGCCUUC